Lepidothrix coronata (blue-crowned manakin) is the source of this 4200-nucleotide messenger RNA. It is a transcript of the gene GPR176, whose product is annotated as G protein-coupled receptor 176. Gene Ontology annotation, molecular function: G protein-coupled receptor activity. Gene Ontology annotation, cellular component: plasma membrane. The record is from RefSeq and is a predicted model, not a curated record. NCBI's taxonomy places the organism in Eukaryota, Metazoa, Chordata, Aves, Passeriformes, Pipridae. Gene Ontology annotation, biological process: G protein-coupled receptor signaling pathway.
AGAUGUUGGCGCACGAACGAGCGGGGUGUCGCCGCCAGCCGCGCUCAGUGCGGGGCGCGCUCAGAGCGGGGCGCGCAGGGAUCGUACGGAACCCUCUCGGUUCACUGGAGGCUCGAGCGCCCCCCGCCUUGGGAUUCAAAACCAAAUUAAUUUUCCCCGAGAAAUAGCUGGAGCGCAGUGGAACCCACUGAGCUGUCACUGACCUCUCUGGACGCUGUGUAAGGGUCCUUGCGGUGUCCAGCGCCGCGCAGAGCCAGGAGGGAGGCGGAAGGGCGGGGGGGGGGCGAGCCGUGCCUCACCGCGGGAGGAGCGAGCUGGAAUAGAUGGGCCAGGGGGAAAACCAUGUUUUUCCUCCCUCAGGGCUGUGAGGAAAGGCAGCGCCAACACUGAGAGUGGAGUGGGGGGAAAGAGCUUUGUUCCCUCAACUUUUCCAGACCAGUUUUGGUGUGCAGUGAGCCCUGGUGCGCGGGGGGCGCGCCGCGACCCUCGGCGGAGUUGGGAGGAUGAGCCGCGGUGCGGGCUGUGAUUCUGUGUACUGUGAUUCCCUCAUUCUCGCUUAUUGCGGUAAAACAUGCUGAGGAGACCUGUGGCAGUGUGAAGCAAGAAAUAUGGGAGAGCUGAUUGCAAGGAGAAGCCUGGCUUGUUUUCUGUUUUCCUUCACUGGCUAUCAUGAUUUACGAGGUGGAAACGCGAACAGCCGCCUCUGCUUCCCGGGACACAGGAAUGUGGUGAAGAUGCCUCCGAGAGUAGGGGCUGUAUCCUUAGAAGCGCCUUUUUGCCGGUGGGCACCAUUUACUCGCUAAAGGGAAGGGCUCAACAACCUGUGGUUAUUAGGUGGUAGCAGAGAGGGCAGGAACUCCGCCAUGGGGUACGACAAAAGCUGGAUGUUGAGGAAUGAAAGCGACCAUGCCCCGUACCAGGCUGUCACCAGAGCUCUGGAGAUGAGGAACGCCUCGGCCGAGCAGAUGGUGUGGCAGGGCGGGAACGUCAGCGAGGCCGGGGCCGUGGAGAGCGAGGAGCACGGCGAGGAGCGGGGCUACCGGCACUUCACCACCACCGUGCAGAUUGUCAUCUUCGUGGGCUCCUUGCUGGGUAACACCAUGGUGCUGUGGUCAACUUGCAGAACAUCGCUACUUAAAUCUGUAACAAGCCGAUUCAUUAAGAAUUUGGCCUGCUCGGGGAUCUGUGCCAGCCUAGUCUGUGUGCCUUUUGACAUUGCUCUUAGUGCCAGUCCACACUGCUGCUGGUGGAUCUAUACGAUGCUUUUCUGCAGAAUUGCCAAGUUUCUGCACAAAGUCUUCUGCUCAGUGACCAUCCUUAGUUUUCCAGCCAUUGCUCUUGACAGAUACUACUCUGUUUUAUACCCUCUGGAAAGAAAAAUAACUGAUGCAAAAUCCCGAGACCUGGUUAUCUAUAUCUGGGCCCAUGCAAUAGUGGCCAGCAUUCCAGUAUUUGUUGUGACCAAUGUGUUUGAUAUUUAUGCCAUGUCCACCUGUUCUGAAUCUUGGAGUUACUCCCUUGGCCACCUGAUAUAUGUCAUCAUCUAUAACAUCACCACUGUGAUUGUACCAGUGGCUGUGGUAUUUCUCUUUAUGAUUCUUAUUCGCAGAGCACUGAGUGCCAGCCAGAAGAAAAAAGUCAUCAUAGCUGCAUUAAGGACUCCUCAGAAUACAGUUUCUAUCCCAUAUGCCUCCCAGCGAGAAGCUGAACUUCAUGUCAUGCUGCUUUCUAUGGUUAUGAUCUUUAUUUUCUGCAGCGUCCCGUAUGUGACUUUGGUGAUUUAUCGCACCAUACUCAAUAUUUCAGAUAUUUCAGUCUUCUUGCUCCUCACUGCCAUUUGGUUGCCCAAGGUCUCUUUGCUGGCCAACCCUUUGUUAUUUUUAACUGUUAACAAAUCAGUACGGAAGUGCUUAGUGGGGACAAUAGUACAGCUGCACCGAAGGUUUAGCAGGAGAAACAUUGUCAGCUCAGGUGGUGUUGUGGAUGAUAAUCUGGAGCCCAAUGUGCAUUCGGGAAGCCAGCUUCUGGAGAUGUUUCAUAUCGGGCAACAACAAAUCUUCAAGCCAAUGGAAGAUGAGGAGAAUGAGACCAAAUCCAUUGGCUCUGGUGACUUGCAGCAGAAAGAAAUUCCUACCACCAGUUUAGAGAUAGGACAGUUUGGUUCACAGACAGUUGCAGACUCUGCAGCUCAGGUGGCCCCAGCUGUGCCCACAGAAGCUGAUCCGAUAAAUGACAAGUAUUCCAUGCAGUUUGGUUUUGGACCCUUUGAGUUGCCUCCACAGUGGCUCUCAGAAAACCGAAACAGUAAGAAGCGACUCCUGCCCCCUUUGGGGAAUACCCCUGAAGAGCUAAUCCAGACAAAACAGCCCAAGUGUAAAGCAGAGAGAAAGGUCAGCAGAAACAAUAAAGUCAGUAUCUUUCCCAAGGUGGAUUCUUAGUAAGAGCAGGAGCUUGAAGUGACAGAGGAAGGUCACUUUCUAUUAUAUAUGUGAUCCCAUGGAUCUUUAUUAUGUUGAAAUUUGUUUCAGGCUGAUUUUUUUCUUGUGCCAAAUAUAAUUUAAAUGAACAAACAAAAGGAAAAUGUAUAUAUAUACAAGUGUUCCUUAUUAAUAUGAAAUAUUUCAUGAAAAUAAUAUAUCAAAAUAUGGAAAUUCUUAAAUUUUAUCUCUGAAAUCCUUACAAUGAUACCUGUCUGAUUAAAUUUCAAAAAGUAUAUAUGGCUUUGGGAACUCUGUAUGGCUGAAUUAUGGAAAUACAUCAGUCAGUUUUCUGGGAAAUCUCAUGUUGUAUUAAAAUGGACUGGGUAUCAAAGUAACUUAAUAGGAAAGGCUGUAGAGAGCAGAAGACAUACAACAUGGGUAGUUCCUACUCUGGUGCAAAUAGACAUAGCAAGAUUCUGCAUAUUUCAUUAAUGAAGUAAAAGGGACUAUAAGUGCAUUUGUUUUCUGUUAAGCCCAUUUAUUCAAUCAGUGUUAAAGCUUACUGGAUUUUUUUGCACAAAUUAGUUACUAAGCAUCUGCCGAACAUCUAAAGUUUUUAAAAACCUAAACCACUGUUUUCUGGCAUAAAACUUCCACAAAGCCAAGGAUACCCAAAUCAUCACGUGUGUGAAACCUGAGAAAGACCUUUUUUGUAAAGACCCCAGAUAUAUUCUUGUAGUUUUAAAUAAAAACUGGAUUGGAGAUCAUGCAGGACAAAUCCUGACUCCAAUAAACAAGUAUGUAUGUGCCAAGGGCAUAAAUAGAACACUUUGAUCCUGUAAUAAAGGGCAUAUACAAAUGUUCCAACAGUGUAAUGUAUCCAUUGUGUAAGUAACAAAGGCACAAACCUUAAACUUACCUGCUGAUGCACUCUGCUGUUUUCUUAUGGGAAAGCCAGCAAAUGAAAGAAAUGCGUUUGAAAUGCUAGUAGCCUUUCUCUGAGUGUGACAAUCUUAGUUUCUCAGUGACAACUGAACUGGUGAGUGAAGAAGCUGGUAACAGACCUCUAAAGGCAAAGGUUUAUUAAUGCAGUUUCUCACAAUUGACAGAGGUAGAGAGGUUUUUCUUCUACCUUCACAGGUACAGAUACCAACCAUCCUGCUCCACUCAUCUCACGGAGUAGAUCACCCAGUGUAUGAACAUGAGACUUUCAAAUCUGGUGCCUGAUUCCUGAGUGAGCCACAGUCAUGCCAUCAGCACACCAGCCUUUCUGUGAGAACUCAGGCAUUGUGAUGCAGCUUGCCCCUCUUCAUAACCACAGGCAUAUUGUCUUGUUUAUAAUGAAUGUGAACUUUAAAUUAUAUCUGUCUGUUAGGUGACCUAAAAGUAUUGUAACCCUGACAUUUUAAUCCUUGUUCAGUUGCAAAUAGUCUUUCAUCUGCAUUCACUGUUGUCUCUCUGGGUAGUUUCUUAAAAGCAUAGUCUUACAAUAUCUGUUUAUUCCUUGUGGUUUUCCUGUACUUUAGCCCUUUGCUGCAUGCUGAACCGUUUUCUGUGGUUACUGUCUGUUUAUGAAAGUAGUUUUCUUUAAAGCAUACUUUUAACAGGACAAGGUGAAGAAUCUUGACAAGUUCACAGUAACUUACUAAAUCCAACCAGGUAAUCUUAAAAGUGACAGAAAAUUCUGCUGAAGCAGAAUUUGGAGAUGUACCCUUUCUUCCUUUGACAUAUUUGAAGAAAGUCACCAGCUUCUGAUGAUUCCAAGGUGGUGGAUUUCUAC